AUGCCUACCGAUCGAAUUCAUGUGGUUAAUAAUGAAUAUCGAAAAAAUACAAAACCUAUUAUGGAAAAACGUCGACGAGAAAGAAUUAAUAGAAGUCUUGAAGAGUUAAAAAAUUUGAUUUUGGAUAGUUCUAGUAGUGGAAAUGUUCGAAGUCAUAAAUUGGAAAAAGCUGAUAUUUUAGAAAUGACUGUAAAACAUUUAAAACUUGUACAUAAACAAAAACUUGUUGCUGCUGCUGCCAUUGAUCCAUCAAUUAUUUCAAAAUAUCGUGCAGGUUACGGAGAAUGUGCAAAUGAAAUAAUUCGAUUUUUAACUAAUACACCUCAUAUAGAUUCAGAAUUGAAAAAUAAACUAAUUGAUCAUUUAUCGACUCGUCUUCAAACAUUAUCCACUUCUCGUUUAACAGACCGUAACAAUAAUAAUAAUGAUCGUGUACAUCAUUCAUCUCUGCCUGUCGCAUAUCUUUCUCCACAUUAUCUACAACAACAGUCUCAAUAUUAUUCUUCAACACCACCAGUCUAUGGAACAAUUAAAAGUAAUACUGAUUAUUCUCAAAAAAAUCAAGUACAUCAUAAUUCAUCUGAACUAUAUAUCGGUGGAAGAGAAAAUUAUUCAGUAUUAGCAGCAAAUUCGUCAACAAAUAAUCAAUAUAUAUUUAUUUUACCACAAACUGAUCCAACAGCAAAUUCAUCUGAUUGUUCAAAUUCAACGGACUCAUGUUCAACACUAGAUUCGCCUACGAAAGUAUGGAGACCAUGGUGA
Messenger RNA from Didymodactylos carnosus, 762 nucleotides. The record is from the annotation of a GenBank genome assembly. Lineage: Eukaryota; Metazoa; Rotifera; Eurotatoria; Philodinida; Philodinidae.